Molecule: messenger RNA, 1807 nt
Organism: Cicer arietinum (chickpea)
Lineage: Eukaryota; Viridiplantae; Streptophyta; Magnoliopsida; Fabales; Fabaceae
Product: equilibrative nucleotide transporter 3-like
Biological process (GO): nucleoside transmembrane transport
Cellular component (GO): plasma membrane
Molecular function (GO): nucleoside transmembrane transporter activity
Source: RefSeq, a predicted model, not a curated record
UUUGUCCGCAAAAUGUCAAAGGUUGAACAAGAAUUGAGAAAUUUGUGUGGCCAAAAUAUUUUUCACAACAAUUAAUGAUAUUUUUUUGAUCAAAAAGGAUACAUAUCUUAGAAACUUUAUGGUACAAUUUGAAAAUAAAAAAAUUACUUUUUGGUCAAGUAUCCACCAGAUCCCAUCACAUAAAUUCUGAUUCUCCCUACGGUCUUCCUAGAAUCUCUCUUUCUAUCACUGAAUCUGUUUCUUCCAAAAUCUUAUCUUUUUGUUGGUUUCUUCUCUCAUUGGUGUUUGUGUUUCCAAUAAAAUAUUUCAUUGAUUAGCAGAAGUUAAAUGUGCUUCGUUGAUUGAAGAGAAUUAAGAAUCUGAAAUAGCUAUGGUCGAUUGUGAGCCUCCAACACGUCUUCAGGGAAAAUUUGUUGUAAUAGUGGUUUGUUGGCUUCUUGGCAAUGGGUGUCUUUUCUCUUGGAAUAGUAUGCUGACAAUAGAAGAUUACUAUGUUUCCUUGUUUCCGAAAUACCAUCCUUCUAGAGUGCUUACUCUUGUAUAUCAACCAUUUGCAUUUGGAACACUAGCAAUACUUACUUACUAUGAAGCAAAAAUCAAUACAAGGAAGCGGAAUCUCUUUGGAUAUACACUCUUUUUCUUGGGGAUUUUGGCUGUGUUAAUUUUGGAUUUAGCAACAUCUGGUAAAGGAGGGAUUGGAACUUAUAUUGGUGUAUGCAUAGUUAGUGGUGUAUUUGGAAUAGCUGAUGCUCAUGCACAAGGAGGAAUGGUUGGAGACCUAUCCUACAUGGAUCCGGAUUUCAUUCAGUCUUUUCUUGCUGGUGCUGCAGCAUCAGGUGCCUUAACAUCUGCUUUGAGGUUAAUUACAAAAGCAGUUUUUGAGAAUUCUCAAAACGGUCUUCGCAAAGGAGCUAUUACGUUCUUUGCCAUAUCAACAUUCUUUGAGCUUUUGUGUGUUAUUCUCUAUGCAUUUGUGUUUCCUAAAUUACCAAUUGUGAAGUACUACCGUUCAAAAGCAGCAGCUGAAGGUUCCAAAACUGUUUCAGCUGACCUUGCUGUAGCUGGAAUUCAGACCUCAACUGGAGGAGCUACUGAAGAUUCAAGGCUAGUUGAGCGCAAAGGAAAUAAGCAAUUGUUAAUGGAAAAUAUUGAUUAUGCUCUUGAUUUGUUUAUGAUAUUUGCUCUAACAUUGUCUAUUUUCCCUGGAUUCUUAUCAGAAGAUACUGGAUCACACAGUUUGGGAACCUGGUAUGCUCUUGUUUUAAUUGCUAUGUAUAAUGUGUGGGAUCUUAUUGGAAGAUACAUUCCACUGAUUAAAAUCCUGAAGUUGGAGUCAAGAAAGUUGAUCACUAUAGCAGUCAUUUCUCGAUUGUUACUUAUUCCAGCAUUUUAUUUCACUGCAAAGUAUGGUACACAAGGUUGGAUGAUACUGUUGACAUCAUUCUUGGGGUUAUCUAAUGGUUAUCUCACUGUUUGUGUCCUCACUGAAGCACCUAAAGGGUACAAAGGACCUGAACAAAAUGCAUUGGGAAAUUUGUUGGUAUUGUUUCUUCUUGGAGGUAUUUUUGCUGGGGUAACACUUGAUUGGUUGUGGUUAAUUGGUAAAGGAUGGUGAUAACACAACCAAGAUAAAUUAUAGAAAAUAGCAGAGGCAUAUUCACAAAUAGAUUCUUUUUUCUACGUUCUUAUUCUUCAUUAUGAAUAUUUAGAAAUUCUUUGGUCAAUAUUGGUGUUUUAUUCUUGUUAAAGCUAAAUCGAAUUAAGAUCAUACUUUUUCCAAUUUUUUCAGUUGAUUCACCACAGGUAA